UUAAGUUAGGGUUCUUAGAAUGGCUUAAGCUUGGGCGGGGUAGGGGGAAGAAUGCCGCCGUCCAAGAAGCUGAUCGAGUGCACGGCCUACUGCAGCUGUGGCUACUGCUGCAAUUGGGAAUGGGGAAUCAAAUUGCCAGGCUUCUACUACUUGGGGAUCUCGCCAUCCUGGGUUCCGUUGCGCUUCCGCAAGAGAAAACGGGGGUAUUUGGACGAAGCUGCAUUGCCACUCAUUGCAAAGUUUUGGACUGCCACUAGUCUCUCUGGAUCUCCAUACUACGGUCUUACAUCUAAUGGCACUUUCCCAGCUCAGGCCAGACCACCAAUUUUUUCAAAGCUCAGUUUCUUGCAGUACCACAAGCUCCCAGCUCGUUUGAUUCUUUUCCCCUGGAGACUAUUUCCGCGCCAUGGAACGAUCGCAGCUGAUACAAACUACUAUCCUUUUGGAACCAGGAUGUUUGUUCCAGGAUAUGGCUGGGGAAAGGUGGAAGACCGUGGAGGUGCGAUCAAAGGUCCUGCAAGGAUCGAUCUGUAUCAUCAAUCACACAACGAGGCUAUACACUGGGGAAGACGCAGGUUACAGGUACUGGUGGUUCUUCCCGGACAAAGCGUGCUAGAUACAAUGAGAAUACCCAAGCCACUCAAGAACUUGCUUAGAGGUCUCGACUGGGUACGUUGCUUGCUAUUUUAGAUAACUAAUCUGCGAUGUUUCCGAGAGUGAGAAACGAAAAAGGAAGAACAGGAAGUCUAGAAGAUCAAACACUUACCGAUAACUUAUCGUCCUUUCGGAUGCA
Messenger RNA from Selaginella moellendorffii, 793 nucleotides. RefSeq lists its product as uncharacterized. The transcript is spliced from 6 exons. The coding region runs from base 52 to 690 and encodes 212 amino acids. Gene Ontology annotation, biological process: peptidoglycan turnover. Gene Ontology annotation, molecular function: hydrolase activity, hydrolyzing O-glycosyl compounds. The record is from RefSeq and is a predicted model, not a curated record. NCBI's taxonomy places the organism in Eukaryota, Viridiplantae, Streptophyta, Lycopodiopsida, Selaginellales, Selaginellaceae. Gene Ontology annotation, cellular component: outer membrane.